Messenger RNA from Trematosphaeria pertusa, 1198 nucleotides. RefSeq lists its product as uncharacterized. Gene Ontology annotation, molecular function: mRNA binding. The transcript has 2 exons. The record is from RefSeq and is a predicted model, not a curated record. Gene Ontology annotation, cellular component: mRNA cleavage and polyadenylation specificity factor complex. The coding region runs from base 128 to 1045 and encodes 305 amino acids. NCBI's taxonomy places the organism in Eukaryota, Fungi, Ascomycota, Dothideomycetes, Pleosporales, Trematosphaeriaceae. Gene Ontology annotation, biological process: mRNA 3'-end processing.
CCUCUAUACACUCACCCAUUAUUCAAUACAAACCACCACAACCUCAUAUCGCUCAUUAAUCGAGAAAGGAUACCAGUCUCAGUUAUCAACCAAUACCCAAAAAAGGACUCCAGGAUCGGUUGUCGCGAUGCCGCCCAACGACAAGGCCGGGCGCGUCGUUUUCAUCGGCAAUAUUCCCUAUGGCGGCACCGAAGAGCUCAUUGUCGAGACGCUCGGUCGCGUUGGCCAAGUUCUCAACUUCCGCCUCGUGUACGACAAGGAGACGGGCCGACCCAAGGGAUUUGGCUUCGCAGAGUUCGCCGACGCCGACGCAGCAGCCUCCGCGGUGCGCAAUCUGAACGACUACGAGGUCAUGGGCAGGAAACUGAGGGUAGACUGGUCCAACGACAAUGGCGCCGGCGAUAAUGCGCCCACGAGCUACGCUGCCCCCAGUGCGCCGAUUCCUAUGAACGGACAACCCGACCCAGCGGCCGGUGCGCAGUCGGGCGCGCUUCCUCCUCUCCCGCCGGGCGCAGAGCUGGCGCCAAAUGUCACCGUCCCCGAUGCUAUCUCGCGCACGCUGUCUACGCUCCCACCCUCCCAGCUUCUCGAUAUUCUCUCGCAAAUGAAGGGCCUGGUCAUGUCGGACCCUGGCAAGGCAAUGUCGCUCCUCCGAGACGCACCCCAGCUCGCGUACGCCAUAUUCCAGUCGCUCCUGCUUCUCAACCUCGUGGACCCCAGCGUGCUGGGCUCGCUCAUCGAAGCUCCCGCAGCUGCUGCCGCGCCUCCACCCCAACCCCAACCACCAGUCCCACAACCGCAACCUCCUCGCAACUACCCAGUAUACCCACCACAGCCGGUUCCGACGCCCCCUCAGGUCCAGGCACCUCCACCACAACCGUAUGGACAGCCUCCGCCUCAGCAGCCACAGCCCGCUGUGGAUCCACAACAGGCGUACGCUCAGAUCUUGGCCAUGACUCCGCAGCAGGUCGACGCCUUGCCGGAACAUGUUCGCAAUCAAGUCAUGCAGCUACGGCAGAUGCUCAUGGGUGGCGGGCGACCGUAGUGUGAUUUCCCAUCUUGGCUUGAGCAGAGCGUCGAGGAAGAGUUCGAUGGAAACUAUAUCACAUACCCCAAAAGCGUUUACUUGGAGAGACCGGUUUCACCUGGGGCAACGUCUGUCGGAACGCCUUCAGAGAGCUCGACUGCAGAUUGGCCA